AAAGGGCAAGGAUGCUACAGCCACGGUGUUGAACCCUCGUUUUUGGAGAGGUGUCUCCCUUUGUUUGAAGGUCUUUGAGCCCUUGGUGAAAGUUCUACGUUUGGUUGAUGGAGAUGUGAAGCCAUCUAUGGGUUAUGUGUACGGAGAACUUCUCAAGGCAAAGAGGGAGAUCAAGGAGGCAUUUGGAAAUGUGGAAAAUAAAUACAGAGAAGUGAUGGCUAUUGUUGACAAGAAGAUGAAAGAUAGACUUGAUUCUCCACUGCACGUGGCUGCAUAUAUGUUGAAUCCAUACUAUAGUUACAACAAUCCAGCAAUCUUCUCUGAUUCAAAUGUAGUGGAAAAAUUCAUGCAAUGUGUGGAGACCUUUUAUGAUGGUAAUGAUGAAAAGGAAUAUAGGGCUGUUAAUGAGGACUUGGAUAAGUUCCAAAAGAGACAAGGAUCCUUCUCAAAGAAGAUGGCAAGGAGCUGUGAACGCUUUGAGUUCCAACCGGCGUCUUGGUGGAGGCUUUAUGGAGGUGGAGCACCAGAUUUGCAAUACAUGGCUAUUAGAAUCCUCUCACUGACAUCUAGCUCUUCUGGAUGUGAAAGGAAUUGGAGCACCUUUGAACAGCAUCAUACAAAGAGAAGGAAUAGGCUUACAACAGAGCGUCUAAACUCUCUAGUAUUCAUCCAAUUCAAUAAUAAAUUGCUGUCCAAGAAGGAGAAGAUUGCCAGAAAGAGUAAUUAUGAAGUGCUCCUAAGUAGUGAUGCUUCUGAAGCUCAAGGGUUUUUCUUUGAGGGAGGAGAUGAUCAUGCAUUGGCUGUCUUUAGGGAUGAGGAAGAUGAAGGAGUAAUGCCGGGGACAGGGAUACCAUGGAGUGUCCUUGGAGAAGCAAUGGGAACUAAUGAACAACUUCAACCUCGCAGGAGUGCAAGAGUGGCUAGAGAGUUGUAUGAUGAAGAAGAGUGGGAAUCUGAAACUGAAGAUCCUAAUCAUCUAGAAGAUGACAUUGCCUAUGAGGAUGAUGAGGAGUGAGGAGAUUGCAUGAUGGCAGCAUGCUGCCAAGUUAUCUAAAUAUUAAUAUCUAGUUAUUUACUUAUCCAAAUGUGUGUGGACUGUGGACCAUAAAACCAUUAAUGUGUGUUGUAUUGUUAUUUAAUUUGUGGACCAUUAAGGCAUGUGAUGAACUGUGAGUGUUUUCUAUAUAUUUUCUUGUGAUCCUUUGACUUGUGAAUUGUGAUGUUGCCCUGUUGUUUGGAAGCUUGGCUGUGCAUGUACAAUAUUGAGCUGCCCCUCAUAGAUGAGUUUCUACUCUUUCCAAAGUAUCUGAUUGUAGAGUUUUUCAGAUUAUUAACUUGUCUCUCUUUGAUGAUCAGCUGCUGUUGGAUGCAACUUGCAAGAAGCCAAGGAGGAAAGCAACUUAUGUCAAAAAUAAAUAUGCAGAACAGCAAGAGGUAUGUUCACUAGUAUUACUACUUAGUUGUGUUAUUAUUACUUAGUACUUACUACUGAUCUUGCUCUCGGCAGCACAAAAA
Messenger RNA from Zea mays, 1515 nucleotides. RefSeq lists its product as uncharacterized. Lineage: Eukaryota; Viridiplantae; Streptophyta; Magnoliopsida; Poales; Poaceae. The coding region runs from base 128 to 1015 and encodes 295 amino acids. The transcript is spliced from 3 exons. The record is from RefSeq and is a predicted model, not a curated record. Gene Ontology annotation, molecular function: protein dimerization activity.